Exophiala dermatitidis NIH/UT8656 is the source of this 2199-nucleotide messenger RNA. RefSeq lists its product as uncharacterized. Gene Ontology annotation, molecular function: protein binding. The record is from RefSeq and is a predicted model, not a curated record. The coding region runs from base 1 to 2199 and encodes 732 amino acids. Lineage: Eukaryota; Fungi; Ascomycota; Eurotiomycetes; Chaetothyriales; Herpotrichiellaceae. The transcript is spliced from 4 exons.
AUGGCCGGCAUGAACCCUGCAGCAGCAGCUGGAGGACCUGUCGGGAGUGGGAUGAAUAUGAUGAACAACGGUAGCCCAGCCACGCAAGCGAACAACAACGGCGGCAGCCACUCCCCGGACCAAGUCAAGAUGCAGUUAAACACCUACAUUUAUGAAUACUUCUUGAGAUUGGGUCAUUAUGAUAUCGCCAGGAGCCUGUUGCGUGAAGAGAAGUUUGAGCUCCGCACAAGGCCGCCUAUCAAGCAGAGUCCCGGUCGUCGCAAAGACCCAGAAGUGAACGGCGUGGAUGGAGAUGCCAUGGACACUGAUGCUAAAGACGAUAUUCCGGAUGAUCUACCCCGUCCUAUGCACUUCGGUGACAACAAUAGUCCUGGCAUCGGAUUCCUUUUUGAGUGGUUCAGUGUCUUCUCCGAUCUCUUCGCUGCUCAUCAGCGCUCGAGCAAGAUGCAGAGUGGUCAAGCUCAGGCACUGGGUCCUGCCGCGCAGUACCUCAUUCAACACCAGAACAUGCAGCGCAUGCGAGAGAAUCAGCAGAGUCAGAACCUGGCCCGUCCGGGCAUGAUGAACGCAAAUCAGUUUGCAAUGCGCGCAAAUAUGCGCAACAAUAUGAUGAAUGGAAACGUCCCAAGAGACAUGAGCAAACAAAUGACACCGCAACAAGUACACCAGCUGAGUAAAGCGGCAUUGUUGCAGCAGCAGCAACAAAUGCAACGCGAACAAGGCGAUGUAGAGAUGAACGGGCGCGCCUCUUCACCAGCGGAAGGGGAGAACGGUGGGUCUCCGUCCAAGAGACCACGGCUCGAAGGUCAACAAUUCAACGGUGGCAUGAUGCCUAAUGUUCGGCCAGGAAUGUCCAACGUCCCUCCCCAGAACAUGAUGAUCCAGAAUGCGUUCAACCCUAACAUGAACAACGCACAAUUCCGCCAGAAUGGCGGCAUGCCCCAGAAGCCAAUGCAGGGUGGGAUGGCUAAUGGAAUGAUGAAUAUGGGCAACGCUGGAUCCCCCAUGAUGCAAGGCAUCAAUCCCCAGUUCAGCGACAGCAUGCAAAUGGAAAUGUACAAUCAAAGAAUGGCCGGUCAACAGAUGCAGGGUACUCCCGGAGGCGGCCAGAGUGGGAACCACGCCUUGCAAGACUAUCAGAUGCAGUUAAUGUUGCUGGAACAGCAGAAUAAGAAAAGGCUGAUGAUGGCUCGACAAGAACAAGACAAUGCUGUGAACAGAGAUGGCGGACCCCUGGUCGGCAUGCAGCCUGCUGGGAUGUCGCCGUCGAACAGCCGGACAGGGACGUCGCCCAAUCCCGCCGACCAGAUGAAGCGGACACCUCAGAUGGGAGGAAUGCCAGGCUCCCCUUCAGCUGCGGAAGCGAUGGCGGGACGAUCACCUGCCCCCAUGAACUUCAUGAAUGGGAUGCCGGCCUCUGACUUUAAUCCAGCCAUGUUUAUGAAGGAGAAUCAGGGUAUGGUCGGACCGGGCGGGCCCAACAUGCGGCCACCAACAUCUAUGGAAAUGCAGCAAUCCAUGGCACGCCAACAGCAACAGAAUCGCAUGGCACAACAGUUCCAGGGUGGUCAGCCCAUGGCCCAGCAGCCAUCUCAAGGUCAGCCCCAGCCCAUCGGUACGCCUGGCCAAAGGAAUGAAAUGCCACCUCCUCAAGCCCCAGCGGGCAACAAUGCCCAGCGCAACCAGCCGGCGUCGCCGCAAAACGGCAAUGCUCCACCGACCCCGUCUACAACUAACAAGCCCAAUCCAAAGGCCAAGAAGGCCAAGGACGAGAACAAGAAGCGGCCGGCAAAGAAGAACUCGACCGCCAAUGCUCCCAGUUCUGAGAACGAGCCUCCUGCCACUCCAACACCUUCUACGCCCAUUACACCAGUGCAUCCACCUGGCUUCAAUUCUUCAGGCAAACCGGCAGCCCCUAACAUGCAGAAUAAUAACCAAUCUGCCGCGCCGAACCAGAACAUGCCUCAAGCUCAGCCCCAGAUGCAUCAACCAGAUCUCUCGCAACCCAACGCGUUUUCCGAGUUCAAUGGACCCGACCAGAACUUCAACUUGGACUUCAGCACCCUGGAAAACAGCGACGUACUCGAGAACUUCGAUUUUGACAGUUUUCUUAACACGACAAACGAUGACACCUUCAACUUUGACGGCACGGGGAUCGGAGUGGGCGGUGAUUUCAGCCUAGACGCAAGUGGCGAAUAG